Molecule: messenger RNA, 3381 nt
Organism: Panonychus citri (citrus red mite)
Lineage: Eukaryota; Metazoa; Arthropoda; Arachnida; Trombidiformes; Tetranychidae
Gene: Sec24AB
Product: protein transport protein Sec24A-like
Exons: 7
Coding region: 91-2523 (810 amino acids)
Biological process (GO): intracellular protein transport; endoplasmic reticulum to Golgi vesicle-mediated transport; COPII-coated vesicle cargo loading
Cellular component (GO): endoplasmic reticulum exit site; COPII vesicle coat
Molecular function (GO): SNARE binding; zinc ion binding
Source: RefSeq, a predicted model, not a curated record
GUACAGUUGUUCAAUUCUAAGGAGUUGUAGUAAUGUAGACAUUUGAUUGAUUAGAUUGGUUUUGUUUUUUACUUUGUAAUCUGAUCAAAAAUGGUUCAACAAAUGGCUCAACAAUUCGGGAACAUGUCGGUCCAGAACAAUUGGUCUUCUCUCUGGGGCCAGGAAGGUGUUAAUCUACUGGCUGAUCGAAAUAUCAAAACCAAAACUGUUGACAUUGUCCCUGGACAGGAUACUCGUGAUUGUAAUAGAAAUGUUAUGAGAUCAACACUUCAGAAAGUACCUGAAACCGCAUCCCUGUUGCAGAAAUCGAGGCUACCGUUUGGUCUUCUUAUUCACCCUUUUUGUGACUAUGAGAAUAUCCCGAUAAUUCAAGAUCGGACGAUUGUUCGCUGUAGAAAUUGUCGAACCUACUUGAAUCCAUUUGUUCGUUUGCUGGAUCAAAGGAGAUGGCAAUGUAACGUCUGUCACCGUGUCAAUGAUUUGCCGGAUGAUUUCUUAAUUGAUCCUGUUACUCAUAAAUUAAUCAAUUAUCCCCUCGACCAGCCUGAAUUGUCUCAUGCUACUGUUGAAUUUGUCGCAUCUGUUGAAUACAUGGUUAGACCACCUCAACCUGCUGCUUAUUUGUUUGUUUUUGAUUGUUCAGCUCAUGCAUUCCACCUUGGAUAUCUUCCUGUCAUGGCCGAUGCCCUUUUAUCUUGCAUAAAUUCAAUUCCGGGAGACUCACGAACCAUGAUUGGUUUCAUUGGUUUUGAUUCUCGAAUUCACUUCUUCAACCUGGGGGACAAAAAGCCUCAACAUAUGAUUAUGCCGGAUAUUAAAGAUGUUUUCAUACCUUCUCCAGAAAGUCUUUUAGUCAAUCUUCAAUCAAAACGUCCAGUCAUUGAACAUUUCCUUUAUAAGACAUUGAAAGAACUUUUUUCAAGUGAUGGUGUCUCUCAUCCUCUUGUGAUUGAUUCCGGUUCAGCCAUGGGCUCAGCCUUGACUGCAGCUUAUGAAGUCAUUUCCUCAAUCGGUGGCCGGAUAACAGUAAUUCAAGCAACUCUUCCCAAUUUAGGACCGGAUGGGUCUGUCUUGACCAACCGCGAAGAUCCAAAUAACCGGGCAUCUAACAAUAGCAAUACAGCUCAACUUACUCCGUUGUUAAAUCCUGCCACCGAUUUUUAUAAGAAAUUAGCUUUAGAUUGUUCUGAACAUCAUGUAGCUGUUGACUUGUUUGAUUUAAGUGCGACCUUCUCUGAUCUUGCAACAGUUGGUCAAGUAGCUAAGGUUAGCGGCGGUUCAGUUUUUUACUACGGUGCAAGUGGAGCUAAUAUGGCGACGAAUCCUGGUCGGGUAUUGGCCAGAUUCUCAGCCGAUUUGGUUCAUUAUCUGUGCAGGAAUAUUGGUUUUGAAGCAGUUAUGAGAUUACGUUGUACAAAAGGAUUGAGUAUCCAUACAUUUCAUGGCAAUUUCUUUGUUCGUUCUACUGAUUUAAUUUCAUUGCCUAAUUGUAAUCCAGAUAAUGGUUACGCCAUGCAAAUAUCGAUAGAUGAAGAUUUUAAAGACUUCAAUUCGGUUUGUUUUCAAGCCGCUGUUCUUUACACUAAUCCAGUGGGUGAAAGACGAAUCCGAGUUCAUACUCUCAACUUACCUAUUGUUGCAAAUUUAAGUGAUGUUAUUAAUUCUGCGGAUCAAGAAGCAAUCGCUGCCAUGCUUUGUAAAAUGGCUGUUGAUCGAAGUUUGAGUUCAAGUCUUUCUGAUGCCAGAGAAGCGAUGAUUAAUGCAAUUCUUGAUCUUCUAUCUACAUAUCGUAAUGUUGCUCCGUACGAAGCAUCUUAUGGCCUUACAACUUCUUAUUCUACACGAUUGUUACCUCUUUACAUUUCAGCUCUUCUUAAACACACGGCCUUCAGAGUUGGUAUAUCAACCAAAAUCGAUGAAAGAGUUUAUGCCAUGGAAAGAUUAAAAUCUUUACCUCUAUGCCACAUAACCACAUAUAUUUAUCCAGAUCUGUAUCCAGUUCAUAUGGAGUUUAAUUCAUUUGCGGGCGAAUUUCCUAAACCAGUUCAACUAUCAUUCGCGAACGUUGACAGAAACGGAGUCUAUUUAUUGGACACUUACGAGUGUAUUUAUCUUUACAUCUGUAAAUCCGUCAGUCACCAGUGGCUAUCUGAUGUAUUUGGUGUUACACAAUGGGCGAAAAUACCUGAUGAUGGAGAUUAUUACUAUGAUGGUGGAGAUCAAAAAAUGAGUAAAACAACAAGAUAUCAAACGAAUUCUCAACAAAUCGAUUCAAUGAAACUCCCUGCAACACCAACAUCAAUUUCCCCUCUUCCCAGAUUCGAAAAUGCAACCUCGAUGAGACUUAAUGCUUUUAUAAAUUAUCUAAUAUCCAGUCGACCAUUGAUGCCUCAUUUCUUUUUGUUGAGAGAGGAUAGUCGUUUAAGGUACUCGUUCUUGCAGUAUAUGUACGACGAUAGAAACGAAUCAUCUUUUAGUUAUUAUGAAUUUUUACAACAUCUACAGUCGCAAUUAAAAGGAUAAUUGGAUUAAUUGGUUGGGGAGAUUAAUGUAACAUUGGUAUAAAUUUAACUGAUUGAUUAACAACAAUGAUAAUAAUGAACCAUAAAAAUGACCGGAUAUCAACUUAUUAAUAGAUGAUAACAUUUUCCACUGAAAAUGUAUUGGGAUUUUCACACUAUGAGAUUGUUGAUUGUUUCAUUUAUCCUUUUUGCUUCGGGCGAUUCUUAACCAGAUCACAUUCACAUUAUGAUUACCAACUAUUUCUUCUGAUUAUCUUAAUCAAUAAUCUAGAACCACGAUGAUCAAUAAUCACAAAUGAUGAGACUGUUAGAAACAACUCGAUGCAAUAAUCUCCUUUUCUAACUAUUUUGAUUCUCUCAUAAAAUUUUAUUUUAAGUUAUAAUUCGUUACAAUAAUUAAUCAUCAAAUUUCGAUACAUAGAAAAGUCAAAUCAAAGUCCUCGUAAUGUGAGCAAAUGCAUAAGCCAUUGAUAAACCAGAAGGAAACUUUUUUAAUUGUCUUGAGGUUUAAUCAAACCUCAUGACUAAUUUUAAUUAAGUCAAUUUUUACACUUCAUUAAUAUAUAUUCGAAAAACUGUCAAACUACAAAUCUUGCUGUCGAAUUUGAUUUAAAAUUGAUAAAUUAUAAUAUUUAUUUAGAUUAUAAUGUAACUAUAAGAUGAAUAAGAUCAAAUUACUAUCCAAAAAACGAUUUAACAUAAUUUCAAGCAGAUAUUAGAUGAACGAUUUCUAUAAAUAAUCAGCAAUUCUCAAUUUUCGUUAAUCAAAUGAUGUACAUUGAUUGAUGCUCACCGAUUCUGAGUUAAAUGUUUUCAAGUUCACACAAUCAACAAAUAAAAUUAAAGUUUUUCUAAUCAA